Molecule: messenger RNA, 963 nt
Organism: Triticum turgidum subsp. durum (durum wheat)
Lineage: Eukaryota; Viridiplantae; Streptophyta; Magnoliopsida; Poales; Poaceae
Source: the annotation of a GenBank genome assembly
AUGUCCAGGUUGAUGGCCGCCAUGCUUCUCGGAGGCGCGCGGGUCGCCAGCGCCACGGCGCUCACCGGCAACACUGCCGUGAAGGCCAUUCCCAGGCCCUGCUUCCUCGCUCCCCGGCCGCAUGCCGCGAGCUGGAGCCCCAUCUGCAUGCAGACCGCCCCGAGAUCGUCGCAGGCGUAUAACAACGCGCCGGACGACCGGAGGGAGAUUAAGGACAAGUACAGGGGCGCAGCGGAGCAGGCCAAGGAUGCCACCGGCCAUGCCAAGGAGAGCGCGAAGGACCACGCGUCGCGCAUGGCCGACGAGACCAAGGACAGGGCCGGGGACGCCGCCGAGAAGGCCUCCCGCAUGACGGAGAAGGCGAAGCACGAGACCAAAGAGACGGCAAGCCAGGCCGCGGACAAGGCGGGAGAGAUGAAGGAGAAGGCCAAGGAGACGGCGGAGGAAGCCGCGGAGAAGGCCUCCCGCAUGACGGAGAAGGCCAAGCACGAGACGAAGGAGACGGCAAGCCAGGCCGCGCACAAGGCGGGGGAGAUGAAGGAGAGGGCCAAGGAGACGACGGGGCAGGCGAUGGACAAGGCCAAGGAGACGGCGGGCGCGGCCAAGGAGAAGACGGCGGAGGUGGCGGAGGGCGCCAUGGACAAGGCCGGCGAGGCCAAGGACAGGGCCGCGGAGGGCACCAGGAGCGCCGGGGAGAAGGUGGCGGAGAUGACCAAGGAGGGCGCGAGCAAGGUGGCCGAGACGGCGCAGGCGCUCAGCGAGAAGGCGAAGCAGGCGGCGCAGGGCGCCUGGGAAGCCACAAAGGAGGCCGCGCAAGGGGUGAAGGAGAAGGUCGGUACAGAGAGCACGGCGGAGGAGCACUCGACGUGGGACGACGUCGAGGCCGCCACCAAGGAGAGGGACAGGAUCGCGCAGGAGGAGCGGAAGAGGCAGGCCAGGGAGAAGGGCGCCGGCUUGCCGUAG